Molecule: messenger RNA, 858 nt
Organism: Mytilus californianus (California mussel)
Lineage: Eukaryota; Metazoa; Mollusca; Bivalvia; Mytilida; Mytilidae
Exons: 2
Coding region: 207-806 (199 amino acids)
Source: RefSeq, a predicted model, not a curated record
CGCCGUGGUAGCGGAUCCUGUUCCUCUUCUUCCGGUUUCUGCACUGUGCAACUAUUUCAGUUAUAUUUUUAAUUAACGAUGCCAAGUACUUGUUGUUGUGUACCUGGAUGUCAUUUAAGAGGAGGACAUGCAUUUCCAAAUGACUUAAAAAGAAAGGAAAAGUUGGAUCAACGCCAUGGCCCAUACGCAGAUUGGACGAGAACACGAUGAUAUCGUGGAGUCCAUCUCAAUCAGCUGUUGUUUGCAAGUCACGUUUUACUGAAAAAGACUACGUGCAGGAAACUAUUCAUGGGCGCAAACCCAACAUACAGAGACUUAAGUCUACUGCAAUUCCCAGCCUAUUUUCCUGGACCAAGCAAGAGACUGAAUCGUCCGCAAAAAGAAAAAUCAGGGCAGUUUCCUGUGAAAGCAAAAGAACUAAACUUGAUGAAUAUUGUAGUAGAAAUCUAGAGGAAAGUUUUGAUUGUAAAGUUGGUUUUCCUGAAGAAGUCAUUCAUACUGCAGAAAGGAUUUAUGACUGUCCACCACCAACUGCUGAGUUAAUGUUGAGCCUCACAGAUGGAAUUACGCAAACACCAUCAAUGCCUAUGUUUUCAGCAGAGAAUUUUGAAAUGAAGACACGUGACACAGCCAUGCAUUUUUAUACCGGUUUAGAGUUGUAUACUAAAUUUUUAUUUGUUUUGACCACACUUGGUCCAGCAGCACAUUGUUUGAGAUACAUAUAUUUUCAAAUUGAUAGGGUGUCAGUUGAAAAUCAGUUUUUUUAUGACUUUGAUGAAAUUGAGGCAUCAUACAACCAACUUUGAACUGUCUAGAUUCUAGAUUGAAUCUAGUGUUAUGAAUAUUGUGUAUACAUGC